Lytechinus variegatus (green sea urchin) is the source of this 1602-nucleotide messenger RNA. RefSeq lists its product as uncharacterized. Lineage: Eukaryota; Metazoa; Echinodermata; Echinoidea; Temnopleuroida; Toxopneustidae. The coding region runs from base 52 to 978 and encodes 308 amino acids. The transcript has 2 exons. The record is from RefSeq and is a predicted model, not a curated record.
GCGUUGACAUUAAUCUUCAAGGGAAAAUAUAUUUUCAUCUUGUAUACUACGAUGGAUGAAAAGCAAGUUAAAGUUAGUUUGUGGUGCGUGCCGCGAUCAUUGUCCACAGUACUAACCAAAUGCCUGAGUGUCAUCGACGAGACGGAGGUCUAUUUCGAACUGUUUUCUCACGCCGAUGCGGCAUCUAAUAUGUUCAAGUCGAUAGUGGGUCGUAGGCUCCCAUCCCAGUUAGAAGGAAAUGAAAAGGAUUACGACCAGAUGAGUGAGCUUUUCAAUGCAAUGUCAAUUGGCAGGAAAAUAAUCCAAAGGAGAGCAUCGUUCCUCGACAUCAAGCAAGAUUUAGAGAAUGCGUCAAGCAGGUAUGUUGUCUGUAAAGAUAUGGCUUACACCUAUGCUCAAGAAUAUCUUCCCCGAGGCUUCAGACAUGUGUUUCUAACUCGGGAACCUUCGAGAGUUUUCGCAUCUUACCGGAAGAGCAUUCUGGCCGCGGCGCCAUCGAUCCCAGAGAGCCACCACCCGAAGCAUGCCGCAGAUGAGCGCGAGUUUGACAUCAUUCGUGAUGAUGUCGCAUCGACACGCCCAAAGAGUUGGUACGAGAAGCAGCACGAACUUUGGAAGUACGUCAGAGAGCACAUCGAACCUAACCCAAUCAUCAUUGACGCUUUCGACCUCGCCUCCGAACCUCGGAAUAUUUUGAGGGCUUUCUGUAAUGAUGUUGGAUUUCCAUACAGCGAUGACCUUCUACAAUGGACCCCCAGUCAAGAAUUCCCAACGAACUUUGUGACACCAUUAGAGAAUAUGUCUCAAGCUGUGGGCCAGCAGCUGUAUGCCACAGCUUUAAGCAGCACAAGUUUUGUGGCGCCCCGUGAAUCUGGGCCCGUACCACGUGAUCAACUCACCAAUGACGUCAUCGAAUGUGUUGACCAUUCAAUGCCAUUCUAUCGUGAAAUGUAUGAAAAUAGAUUGCGGCCUUCUUAAAUAUAUGAUGAAUCUGUCCGUGUCUAUCAUAAAAACAAUAGGCCUACUUUUGUUUUUAAGAUUCAUGCAUUGAUUAAAUAAAACAAAAAAAAUUAAAUGAUCAUUCAUAAGUGAAGUUCAGCACAACAUUAUUUCAUUUUUCAUUGGAAAUAUUGGAUUUGCAUCAGAAUUCCAUUUGUCUUGUACAUUCAAAAUUAAUCUCAAUCAAAUUUCGGACAAGUUUAUUGAUUGUGAUUAAAGAGGACAAUAAAGGUUUAAUCUUAUCAAACGAAAUGUAGGGGGUUGCCGGGUGGAUAACUUCCCUAACAGAAAAGGAAGAGGAUCAUUUUUUUUUCUUUGUCUCUUUUUUUUCUUAAAUCAAUUUUAACAUACUUUGUAUAUUUCGUCUGAUUCAUUUGAGCCAAAUCUAAUUUCCAAUUCUUUCCUUUUCCCCUAUUUUAUACUUCCAUACGUCCUUAUCUGUCAUUAUAUUCGAGAUAUUGUUUUCCAUGAAGUAGGGUGGUAUUUCUCGUUUUAUAAUGUCCUCUGUUUUCUCUUUUAGUAUCAAACUUUUAUUUUCUCGGUGCAUAUUCUGUAAAGAUAUUUUAGGACAUAAUAGAAAUUAAACUACAGGAUUAUACUCAC